Molecule: messenger RNA, 1042 nt
Organism: Bipolaris sorokiniana ND90Pr
Lineage: Eukaryota; Fungi; Ascomycota; Dothideomycetes; Pleosporales; Pleosporaceae
Exons: 2
Coding region: 63-872 (269 amino acids)
Source: RefSeq, a predicted model, not a curated record
CAAACAUUUCACCAACACUAAACUCCUGCAAACCCCGAUACAAGAAUCGCAAAAGAAAAAAAAUGUCUGGCUGUGUAAUUUGCAAAAACCCUCUCGAGGUAGAAAUCGAGCGUGACGAAGACGAAGAGUACGAAGGCGGCGCAUCUUCGUCAGGCAAAGCACCUGCGCCCGCCCCAGAAACGGUCCCUGAUGAUGUCCAAUUGUCCUGCGGAUGCCACUUCCACUGGGACUGCCUUCUCUCAGCCUACGAAAUAACUUCCUGUCCCAACUGCUCAAAAGAAAUCUCCGUCACUGAAGACAACACGCAAAAGGUCCUCUGCAGACUCAACAACGAAGGCGGAGUCCAAGAAAACCUCGACAUCCUACCUUUACUUGUAGAAGAGUCCUACCUCAAAGCCUACCCCGAAGAUCGCAAGGCCCGCGCAUUCCUCGAGUUCUGUCGCGCAGGUGACUACAAGGCUAUCAUUGAGCUGCUGCUGGACGAUAGUUCGGACGACGACGAUGAGGACGAGCAAGGGGAUGUGGAGAUGAGCACUACAGAUGAUCCUGAAAAGGAAACAGGCAUCGACCGGGUACUGAGGUAUCAGGACCCAAUUGGCGAUAUGCAGUCUGGUCUCCAUGCGGCGGUACAUGCACAGAGUAGAGAGGUAGCUUGGUUGCUUCUCCUCCUCGCAAGUAACUAUCCCUUGCUAGAAUUUCCACCAGAGGUCUUCCAGGAAGCAGAGGCUAUGGGUAUCAUGCGGGGUUUGACGGAGGACAAGGUGGACAUCAGGAGCCUUAAGGAUAUACAGGGUCGGACUGCGGAAGAUAUUGCGAAAGAAAUUGGUGGAGUGUGGCAUGGGUGGACUGGAAACAACCGUUUGGCCAUUUGAGUCAUGGCAUGUAGAGUGUAUGUUGGACUGAUUGCCACUGAUCUUAAUGUUCAACAAAAAGGGUUCUUGGAAUGAUAGAAGGAGACGAACCAGGACCAUGUAGCUAUAUACCACUUAGAAUUAUAUGUAUGACAUACAGGUGCUCAUGCCCAUGUCGAUACCUUGCUGCU